Molecule: messenger RNA, 2067 nt
Organism: Haliotis rufescens (red abalone)
Lineage: Eukaryota; Metazoa; Mollusca; Gastropoda; Lepetellida; Haliotidae
Product: beta-porphyranase A-like
Exons: 4
Coding region: 89-1951 (620 amino acids)
Source: RefSeq, a predicted model, not a curated record
CCCAUAAUUUCCAUGAAAUGUAACUAUAAAGACUCUCGCUCUUAGUGCAGGGUGUAGAGAUCACGAGUUAAACCUGAACCGUCUCGAAAUGAAAUGGACUCUGGUCUUUUUCUCUUUGAGCCUGGCAGUAGGCGGUGUAUACGGUGACACAACUGUGACGAUCCACCCUCAGUGGUUGGCACAGGGAGGUAGUGCUCGCUAUGACAGUAACAGGUGGAAUAAGCACAAUAGUCUGGAUAGCACAUCCCUCAUUCCCAACUGCCGGAGCAUUCGGACGGAUAGUGGACGAUGGAAUAACAGAGAUUAUAAUGCUCGCCUUUUCCAAGACUGGCCAGAGGACCCAAACCGCAGUGGCUACCCAGACCCCAACCAUCUGAAGAACGUCACCAAACAGCAGGAAAUGUUCUCCAAGUACGUUGAGAACAUCAACAGUGGUUAUGAGAACGACAUGAUCAUGAUGUCGGAAGGUAUUUACUACCCGAGUUGGAUAAACAAAUCUGAACAUGAAGGUCAAUUCCCAAACAAUGUCGAUGCUGCUGCAGAGUUCAUGAUGUUGAUGGUGCAAGGAGUUUAUGACUACACAAAAGGACAGAUACCACACUACUUUGAGUCCAUCAAUGAACCGGAUGGUAAAUGGCGUAUAUUAAAUUUCACGACUGUUGCCAAAUUUCACAAAUUAGUUGCUGAGAAGCUCCAUGCGAGAUUUAACAUCAAAGUGUCCGGUCCUACACUUGACGGAGAAACUGGGGCGGCGGAUGUAAACAACUUUUUGUAUUGGCAAAAAGUGGCCAAUUUCCUUGACGUAACUUUAGGCUAUAUAGAUGUAUUUUCGUUUCAUUCGUACAACUCACUCAUUGUUUCGGGGAAAUCACACAAUCUUACUGGCAUGAAUGAAGCACGUCUGGUAGCAUUUGUCGACCUGGUUGAGAGCUAUGUCUUUCAGAAGACUGGAAAGAUUAUCCCCCUUGUUAUCAGUGAAUAUGGACGUGACAUCGUGAUAGGAAUUGACAAAUUUGCUCCAUCGGGUAUUGUAGACUUUUCAACAAUAUACCACUCCAAUGCCCACCGAUUCACCCAACUCGGUCUCAGAGAAUACAUUGACAGAGCAGUGGUGUUUCUAAUAGCCAAUGAAAAAUAUCCAGGACAUGAUAGCCUCAACUGGUCACUUUUCACUCUUCAAGGAAACGCCACGCGUAUUGUCGACGUCUUCAAGUUUUGGUACAAAUUCACGUCAGGCUACUCCUUUAUCAGAACUACCAGUCAGUAUGAUGGAGAGGAACGAACGGUGUCGCCGUUAGCAAUGUCCAGUACACUGAAUAACGAAACCGUCAUUCUCUUGCAUAGCUAUUCUCAGAAGUCACAGGCGGUCAAGUUAGACUUUGAAGGCGACUGGAUCAAACCAACCACUGGAGAAGCUACUUGUAUCACCAUCAAGGACGACUGGUACCCAGUCAUAACCUUCAACGAACCCAUCGACAUCCAAAAGACACAAGGAAUGGUUGAACUUUCCCCCGAGGCAACAUGUCAUUUCACAUUCAAGACCCCUUCAAACACACUGCCUUCAGUCACACUCAAGGAAACUACAUACUACGGAGCUGAUACACUUAUACCAAUCAAGGGAAAUACGGUAUUGACAGUAAUAUCUCUACCAAAUGGUCAAUAUCACAGUGCAAGACUGAGAGUUUCAACCAGUUGGCCGAUCAAUGAAACAAACAAUGUAUCCUAUCUUACCUUCAACCUCCACCCCCUUGACUCUUUCUAUAAGCUGUAUGAUUCCGACAAGUUUAACAGCACCACCUACUGGGAGGUUUGGGAGUUUGCUGUUCCAACCCCCCUCUUUGUCACGGGGCCUAACCUGGUGCAGGUUCACUUCUCUAACGACAUGACAGCAGGAUAUGUUUCUUCAGUUGCUCUUGUCACAGCCAAGCUGGUCCCUUCUGAUUUGAAGUAAUGAUAAUGAUCACAUUUCUGACGAAUUCCCCUAUUUGACAUCAAUAAACAAAUUAGAUCAAGGUUGCAUUGUUUAGAUAUUCCCAGGUCAUGAGACCAAAUAAAUGUUUAACAACA